AUGGGCCAGGGACGCGCGUCGCUCCCAGCCGCGAGCAUGGCGAGUCUGCUGCUGCGACUGUUCAACAGCGACUACUUCUCGCCGCAGCUGGCGCUCAGCUACUUGCGCACAUAUGCUGACCAUGUCGGCAUCACAUACUUUCUUAUUUCGCGACUCAGCGAGUCGUUCCCCCCAGAAGAUAUCGAGUUCUACUGGCCCCAAUACUGCCAUCUCCUCGUGACCAGACCCACGUCCUCACGCGCCCUCGAGAACUUUAUUCUUCGAAAGUGCGAGGAUGAUGUGCACGUCGCUCUUCUCACGCUCUGGUUCAUGCAAGCACACCUCGCUGACCUCGCGUCCAUGCCGGAAUCCACGCACUUUCGAACGUGCCAGCGCGUGUACAAUCGAUGCCAGCGCAUCCUGUUCGAGGACCCCGAUCCACAUGUGCGUCAGGUCGACAGGCACGAGCUGCCCGUCUACAUCCCCUUUUUCGAGGCACGUCGGCCCUUGUGUGUCGGCAACACGACCAGUGCCCUAGCGGGGAUGGCGUCUGGCAUUCUCGCUCCAGCUCGUCCGGACGUGGCAUCGUACGGUCAACAUAUGGCCCUCCAGCAGGGUCGGUCACCCACCACAGACGCCCAGGUGGCACAGCCAGACAAUGCACGCGAAGUGCCGCCUCCUUCACCCAAGUCCCCGCCGCCUGCGCCUGCGCCGCCCGUCCAUCAGCGGCCUGAUCCCGCCCGGCUUGAUCCUGUACAACAAGUGUUUGGACAAGAAACAGCACCAUCCAUGUCAGAUGCGAACCUAGCUCCCGUCACAGCUCCCUCCUCACCAUCCAAGUCUCCCCCACUCCAGCCGGCAAAUGCCCCCCUCGAGCCAGGCAGUCCUGAAUACACCUUACAGCAAAAAUACUUGUGCUCCCACUUCGGACGCACCGAGAUGCAAUUCAUCCAGGCCCUUCAAGAUAUUCCCGCUCGCUUGCAACAGCUGCCCAAGCCAGCACGUCUCUCGGCGCUGCGCGCCGAGCUGACCAGCUUGAAUCGGACUCUCCCCGCCGAAGUGUGCUUCCCCACGUGGUGUGCAGGCACAGCUAUUGGGUCCCCGCACGUUGAGCGGCAUCACCGCGUCAUGCGCAUCAGUCCCUCAGAAGCUGUUGUGCUCAACUCAGCUGACCGCGUGCCAUACCUAUUGCACGUCGAAGUGCUACGAGACGACCUCGACUUUGACCCUAAUCGCCGCUAUAAUCGCGAGCUUCUGCAUGGUCGUCGGCACAAGUAUGUGGCGCCACGCCCCUCGAUACCCUCUCCCCACCAAAAGGGCCUCCCCGCCGCGUCCACCGACAAUAGCGAAGUCGAUCUGACCGAGCAAAUGUAUGGCUCCGACCUGUCCGAAUUCGGCAAGGAACAGGUGCAUGAGAGUCCAGAAAAGCAAUUCGGUACGAAGAACGAUACUCUCGAUACCGUUGCAUGGGCACACGCUUCAAGCGAGACGUCUGCCACCGAUUUUUCGCUCGAUGAGUACUCCCAGCGGAUGCGGACGGCUGCCAUUCUGCUGGCCCAGCUGAACCGUGGAAGUUCGCAUUCUCGAACAUCGGCGGAUCCAGCGUCUGACUCGGCUCUGAACGAGCCGGCUCCCACUCGCGUAUCAUACGCAGACGCCCAGGUCAUUCGACAGCGUAUUAUGGAAGAGAUGAUGGCACUGGAAGAACAGCGCAUGGAGCGCAUGAAACGCGGCGGUCAGUACUUUACGCGCCGCAAGCGAAACACGAUGGCAGCUGAAGAUGAAAAUGCCGUGCUACGUGCAGUUAACAAAGACGACCCUUCCGCUGCCUACUUUCGUGAGUCGUGGACGGUCAAGAAAGAGCGGAUUCGCGCAUCGUCGCCUUAUGGCACUCAGCCUGGUUGGGACCUCUUUUCUGUCAUCGUCAAAACAGGUGCUGAUCUCCGGCAGGAGCUCUUUGCGUCGCAGCUCAUUCACGAAUUUAAGCGCGUGUGGAAUGAGUGUCAGUCGCCCUGCUGGGUGCAUUACUUCCGUAUUGUGAUUCUCAACGAGAAUGCGGGUCUGAUUGAAACCAUCACAGAUGCCAUUUCGGUCCACUCGAUCAAGAAAGAGGCCUACGCAAGCCAGAUGGACGGAAAUGGGCAGCCAGUCUCAACAUACAACUUGUACGACCACUUUGUGCAGACGUUUGGCGAUCCUCAUAUGCCGCGCUUUCGUCGUGCGCGUCGACAUUUCAUGGAAUCACUCGCCGGCUAUGCUAUCGUGUCGUACCUCUUGCAGAUCAAAGACCGUCAUAAUGGCAAUAUUCUCGUGGACACCGAAGGGCACCUCAUUCACAUCGACUUUGGCUUUAUCCUGGGCUUGUCGCCCGGUGGGGUCGGCUUCGAGGCAGCCCCCUUCAAAUUCCCACGCGACUACAUCGAUAUCCUCGGUGGCAUGGACAGCGACGGAUACAAUGAGUUCAAGGCUCUCAUGCGCCGAGGCUUCCGAGACGCUCGUAAGCAUGCUGAACGCUUCAUUUUGCUGGUGGAACUCAUGCAGCGCCACUCGCACUUGCCAUGCUUUGCUGCCGGCAACGAUAGCGCAGCUGGACUGCUCCGCGAUCGAUUCCAACUUGGGCUCACGGCUGCUCAAUGCGAUGAGUUCGUUGAUCGACUCGUACUGAGCGCCGCUGGCAGUGCCUUUACCCGGUUGUAUGACCAGUACCAGAACUUUACACAGAACGUCUUGUAA
This is a messenger RNA of Malassezia restricta, 2712 nucleotides long. Its product is annotated as phosphatidylinositol 4-kinase B. Bases 1 to 2712 code for a protein of 903 amino acids. Gene Ontology annotation, biological process: phosphatidylinositol-mediated signaling; phosphatidylinositol phosphate biosynthetic process. The record is from RefSeq and is a predicted model, not a curated record. Gene Ontology annotation, molecular function: 1-phosphatidylinositol 4-kinase activity. The transcript has a single exon. Lineage: Eukaryota; Fungi; Basidiomycota; Malasseziomycetes; Malasseziales; Malasseziaceae. Gene Ontology annotation, cellular component: membrane; cytoplasm.